UCACCUUGAUUAGGACAGGACAGGAUUGGAAGCCUUAAAAGCGACCCGUUUGCAGAUCCUGCAGGUGCAGAGCAAGUAGCUUGAAGUUGACCCGUGUGGCUACUGGUGCGUUGACCCAGGCUGCCUGCAGAAAUGGCUUGUGGAAUUUAUUUGGGGGUCUUUUUGAUUUGCUUCCUUCAAGCAGAGCAUGUACGCUGUUUGUGGGCUUCUCGAGAAGCUCAAGGCAAGACAUAUGUUGGCUUUGUGCAAGACUAUGACGGCGCUGGCGGUCCAAGACGUGACGGCGGCACCGGCAAGGCUCACCAGAAUCAAUUCAGACAAGCGGCCCAGGCUCGGGCCUCGGUCCAAAGCGGCAGUGGUACCGGAGUCUCCGUUGACAGCUACCAAAGAUCCGAACAGUUGUCGUCUCAAGGCGGCUACUCGUCACUCAAGGUGGUUCGACGCCGCCCCGUGGCCGCGCCCCUCAAGAAAGCGGUGCCCGUAAAACCCGAGCGGGCGUUCCUCUCGACAGCCAUUGCGAGUUCCGGCUCUCUGAGCAGAUUCAAACCGCAUACCGGACUCAAGAAACCGAUCAGUGGGGACCACUCCAAGUCGUCGUCCAGCUUGUUCGCGACAGGUUACGGCAAACGCAAGUUCUUGGCCAACAUGCAGACAUCAGCCAAAGGGGCUGCCGUCAAAGUCUCGAUUGGUCAAAAACCAGGAAGACAUCAGAAAAAAACCUACAACUACUACAACCGGGGUCAGGUUGGGGUCCAAAGCAAAAAAGAGCAGUGGGCAAGCGGCGGCCAGUCCGACAGGCAACGCUACGCCCCCACAAACGUCCUGAUCAUCCCAAACCGCUACGGUGGCGUCUCCAUCAGGCGCCUGAAGGACCCCGCGUCCCAGAAGACUCAAAGGGGGGCCCUCCACAAGCCUGCCACCAGCUGGGCUCACUCGGGGACCAAGUGGGCCAGAAUCAAGCUGCGACCCUGAACAUGGAGUGACGAUGGAUUGCCAUUUUAGUGUUUUUGGAAAAUAAAAAUGUACAUAAUCUAAA
Molecule: messenger RNA, 1036 nt
Organism: Phyllopteryx taeniolatus (common seadragon)
Lineage: Eukaryota; Metazoa; Chordata; Actinopteri; Syngnathiformes; Syngnathidae
Exons: 4
Coding region: 133-972 (279 amino acids)
Source: RefSeq, a predicted model, not a curated record